AUGAAAUAAAUUAUUGGAACUGUAUUAGGAGGAGGGUUAGGUAUAGCGACUUACUAUGCUUAUAAUGCAGGGUUUUUUUAAGAAGUUAAAAUAGAAGAAAAGAAGCUAAGUCCAAAAACAAUAGUUUACUUUUAACAUGAAGGAAGCUACCAAGAUUUAGGACCUGUUUUUAAAAAACUGAUCAAAGAAAGUUAGAAAUACAUGAAAGCUAAAAACAUAUAUAGAAUAAUGUAUGAUGAUCCAUACACAAUUCAGGAUAUCAAUAAAUUGAGAUCAAUUAUUGGAUUAGAAUUUGAUAAUGUUAAUGAUGAAAACGGGGCUAAGUUAUUGGUUAAAGAUAAAAAAGAAUAUCAAAUAGCAACUUUAGCUGAAACAGAAUCUAUAAACACUAACUUUUAAAUGAAACAAAAGAACUUUAGCGUUGUAUUUUUCUUAAUAAAGCUUAAAAUUCAACCCGCUAUUUAGAAAUAUUUGGCAGAAAAAGCCCAAUCAGAUAAAAAAUUUAAACUUAAUGAAGGCCACAGGAUAGUAGAAAUAUAUAAAUUUGACGAUUAAAAAAAUCCAGUUGAAAUUGAGUUUAAUGUACCAUAUGGGGAAGACUCUAAAUCAUAUAAUUUGCAUUCAAAGCCUUCUCCUUAGCACUAAAGAGUUGCUAAAUGA
This is a messenger RNA of Tetrahymena thermophila SB210, 660 nucleotides long. Its product is annotated as GyrI-like small molecule-binding domain protein. The record is from RefSeq and is a predicted model, not a curated record. The transcript is spliced from 2 exons. NCBI's taxonomy places the organism in Eukaryota, Ciliophora, Oligohymenophorea, Hymenostomatida, Tetrahymenidae.